AUAUGGCAACGGUGUUGCGGAGAGAUGACACUGCUCAUUCGUAUGGUUUAGGUCCGUGGACGACACUACGGGAACAGAUUGCUGACUUCAUUAAUAUUUAUGACAAACAACUUGGUCUGGAUUCGCUUCAUGUGACGGCGGAUGAAUUGAAAGACAGGUUGGAAAAUGCGGUCAGCAUGAACAAUGAACUCCUAAGUGCUGAAAAGCCGUUAGGUUUAAUUUUGAAUGCCUGUCUAAAUCAGGCUUCAGCUGAUAGGGAUGCGGUGCGUGGUGAACAGGAUGGGGCUACUCUGUUUCGCAGAAAGAAACUAAUUAAGAAGUUGGAGAACGUGGAACAGGAGAGACAGUUGUGGGCUAGACUUCUGGUGGGUUGGCAGGGGACGGAUCACCUUUAUGGAAAGGGUUCGGUUACGAAGGCUUCGGACUCAUUACACGCCCCGGUUGAUCUUUCGGGGGUUUCCUCUGACCGGCCGAAACAGAAGUUUAAUCCAUCUGUUGCUUCGCUCCCGCCUCCAUAUAAUGACACUAAUCCCUCUUGCACGGGGCUGUAUCCAGUGUUGGAUGUUCGGAGGGGCACAGCUGAAUGGGGUCUUCUGAGGGUUCCUCCUCAGAGUUCUUCUGCUCCACUGGCGCGGGAGGAUCCCGAUUUAAUGACGCCAUGCCCGGCGUCCCCUCUUGGUGUUCGCUCUGUUUCUGAUAGUCUUCCUAUGGCGGAUCGGGUUCAACGUGAAAAAUUUUGUUUUUCUAGAUAUCCUUUGGCGACUUCUUCAGGUGUGGCUCAGGUUUCACGUCAGUUCAGCAGCCCUGCACCUCCCUUAGUCUCUCCCUCAGAUGAGGGGGAGCAGGGGGAGGUUCAGUUGAAUGUAGAUGUGUCACUGGUUGGCCGUCUGGUUGAGGAGCCCCCACCCAUUCGGGGAAACUCAGUGUCUUCUCCUCCUGUUUUGAAAGAUGAUGUGAAGUUUACCUCCGCACCGAUGCAGCUUCGGAGCGGACGUAAUCUGUGUGACAUGCAGAGAAGGGAUGUUAGUCCCUCCCCUCGUGAGAUGAGCACACCACGGAGAGGCGGUGCCACCUCUAAUGCUGUUGCUUUUCAGGAACGACUUUUAAGUUUAGGCAGGAAAUCACAGGGGGGUAUGGAUGAUAGGGACACAGACCUUUCAAAUAGAUCGGUUCAUUCUGAGGCUCUGUCAGCAAGUUCUGACAGUUCUUCCCAUUAUGCUAUGCCUUUAAUAGUUUCCCACCAAGGACACAGAUACAAGCCGUUUUCUUUUGGAGAUUUACAGACCCUUAUUGAAAAAUUACCAUCUUUGGUGGACGGUGCUACUCCUUGGUUACAUGCAUUAGAAUCACUGACAGGGGGGUCGACCUUAGCAUUGGGGGAUUUCAGGGCAAUUUUGAGUCGUUCAACAACGACAACAAAUUGCCGUGAUGUUGAGCUGUCAGCGGGAACUAUGCACUGCCCUGAUGAGACGCCUCUUACAGCUGUUCUGACUCCUGUGGGUGCGGCCUUGAGGGAUAUAUUUCCCCCUUUGUCGCUGUCACUUAUUCCAAAGUUUUUCUGGGAUUCCAAAGAACACCCAAAAGUAUUUUUAGAUAAAGCCAUAGAUAUCUGGAGGCGACAGUCUGGGGUUCAUCCAGCUGUUGCUACAUUAAUGAGGGAACAUUUUCGUCAAGCUGUUUUAAAUGGUGUCCCUACUUCUGUCGCUGCUUCAAUGGGGACAAACCCGGAGUUGAGAUCUUGUGACCAUGCGAAGUGGGAAUUGCAUUUGUUGCAUAAUAUGCAGAUUUUUCAGGAUAAGGAGAAAGAGAAGGAGAGAGAGCAGGAAGAUCUUAAGAAUCAAUUAUUGAAACUUCAAAUAGGAGAAGCUAAACAGAAAAUUAAUCUUGCAAAACAGGAACGACAGGAGGUUAGAGCUAUGUUGGCAGCUGUUGCACGGGCUCCUCUUCCGGUGUUUCAUACUGGUCCUGGUGUGUCAGCUCCACGUUUUCGGUCUGGUCUUCCGGGGUGGCGUGGGGGCAGACGGGGUAGGCCUGCAGUGUCGGUCGCGCGAGGAAGGGGUGGACGCAGAGACAGGUGUUUCUAUUGUGGGGAGGAGGGUCACUGGGUUCAACAGUGCCCUCACUAUAUAUCAGAUGGUGCGUUGCCAGACCUGACAUCACAACAAACUCCGAAUGCUACAUUGCUUCCGCAGCGUCCGGGACAGAUUUCUCAGGCUGGACAGUAUUGACACACCCCGGUGAAGAACCUAUGUCAGGGAGCUUUGGCAGAUCCCCUGAUUGAUGUGACAGUGGAUGGACAAACAUUACCAUUUUUGGUGGAUACAGGGGCAACAUAUUCCACCAUGAAUGCUGUCAUGCCUUCACAUAAACUUUCUGAUCAGACAAUAUCAGUGGUUGGUUUUUCUGGGGUGAAACAGACUCUGCCACUCUCCACGCCUCUGCACACGGCUGUGGGCAGACAGAAAGUGACACAUCCUUUUGUAUGCUCCCCCUCAUCUCCCGUUAAUUUAAUAGGGAGAGACUUGUUGAUUGCUCUGGGGGCAACUAUUUUGUGUGGGCCUGAUGGAUUACUUGUCACUUUUCCUGAUGGAUCGUCUCACGCCUGUUCUCCGGUUUAUACCCAUGGACAGUUUUUGCUGCAACAAGCUGAGGAGCAACUGGCUGACAUAUACUGGGGGCGUAUACAGCCGGAAAAGACUGACCAUGCUGGAAUACUAUCUUGUUUUCUGCUUUGGAAGCCCUGGAUUCAAGCGCUUGCUCCGUAUGGUCCGACCCCUGAUCUGCCCCAUGUUACUUUGUUUUAUGACCGAGACCAGACUGAAUGGUUCCAGGAGCAGUUUGAGACACAUUUAGCCGGUGUUGACUGGACUGUAUUUUCACAGGACAUUUAUGUGGCACCGGAGGGGGUGGCUGCAGCUGUUAAUCUGACUCAAGAUCAGUCGUUUUGGUAUAAAAUGCAAGACGAAGCUGUUCCACAUAUUUCUUUGGCUCUCCAUCCUGGCCAUCAGGCCAUGGAACUAGGGGGCGUGGUAAAGCGCUCCCUGGCGGUUUCAGACUGGCAGGCAACUGUUAAUACAGACCUCUUUUUCUCUCCUUCUACAAACACCUACAGAAUAAAGUGUUCCGCUGUAGAUUCUGUAGUUUUGGAACAUCUUCAACUUCCUAGGCACCAUGGCAGGGAGUUGACUGAUCAUCCAACUGCAGCUGCUAUGUUGGCUUCUCUGCCUGAAUGUCUGUGGGCAACAGGUCCUACAGAUGUGGGGCUUGUUGUUGUCACACCUGUCACCUUUGAUUUGCGACCAGGCCCUCCUAUUUGGAGGUCUCAGUAUCCUCAUAAGCAGGCGGCAGAAGAGGGACUGGCGGAAACAAUUGGGGGUCUUCUGGAGGCUGGUGUGUUAGAAUCUUCCACCUCUUCCUGGAACACUCCUAUUUUACCAGUUGAGAAAAAAGGGACGGGUAAAUACCGCAUGGCACAUGAUCUCCGGGCGAUUAAUUCUGUUUUAUUGACCCCUACGGUGCCAGUCCCUAAUCCUCAUGUUGCAUUAACUAACCUUGAUCCCUCUCAGACUUGGUUUUCCUGUGUGGACCUUGCUAACGCUUUCUUUUGUCUCCCAUUGGCUGAGGAAUGUCGGGACGUGUUUUCUUUCACCUACGGGGGUCAGCAGCUGAGAUAUACACGUUUGCCUCAGGGUUUUGCUCUCUCCCCAGGGCUUUUUAAUCAGGUUUUGAAACAGCAGUUGGCAGACUGCUCGUUACCAGACGGUGUGACUCUGAUUCAGUAUGUGGAUGACCUCAUGCUUGCAGCGCAGUCGUUGGAGUCUUGCAUUGAGGCCACGCGACGUUUGCUGUCACACCUUGCUGACAGAGGUUUUAAAGUGAGCAGGUCUAAAUUGCAAAUUGCACGGAAGCAGGUUUCUUUCUUGGGGCGGUCUAUCACUGCGACUGGCACUCAGAUGUCUGCCAGUCACAAAUCUGCUAUUCUUGAUCACCCUAAACCACACACGGUGAAAGACAUGCUGUCCUUUCUUGGUUUGACUGGAUAUAGUAGGAACUAUGUUCCUAACUAUACUGGUUUGACGGACCCUUUACGGGCAUUAGUCAGGGAGCAUGGGACUCGUAAGCUCAACCAGGUUUUGACUUGGACUGUGGAGGCGGAAGAUGCUUUUAUCUCUUUGAAACAGCAAUUGGCUGCUGCUGCCCAGUUGGCUGUCCCAGAUUAUGCUUCGCCCUUUUAUUUGGAUGUUUCUGUUACAGAACUGACGGUUAAUGCAGUUCUGUUUCAGAAAAAAGGGGGAGACAGGAGAAUCCUCCAAUAUGUCAGCGCAAUGUUGGAUCCGAUGGAAAAAAGACAUCCGACAUGUACAAGACAUGCAGCAGGUGUGGGAAAAAUGAUUCAAAAGACAGCACACAUUGUGAUGGGUCAUCCAUUACAGGUUAUGACAUCACACAGCGUGGUGGCAUAUGUGAAUUCACAACAUUUCACAUUAACUACAUUGAGACAACAAAAACUGAGCAAAAUUCUGGAAUCACCUAAUAUAACUUUUGUGCAUAUCGGAGCGAAUAUGGCUGACAGGAUGCAAGAUGGACAGCCACACAACUGUGAUGAAUUAGUACUGAAGGAAGAAAAGAUAAGACCGGACCUACAAGCUUCUCCUCUAGAAGGUCAAGAUGUGAAAAACUUUUAUACAGACGGUUGCUGUUUUAAACAUGACACAGACGGUUUGAGAGCAGCAUAUGCGAUAGUGGAAGACUUGGGCAGUGAGUUUCGUGUUUUGAAGGCAGAAAAGCUGCAGGGUGCCCAAUCGGCACAGAGGGCAGAAGUAAAAGCAAUGGUCGAAGCACUGAAACUGGCUGAGGGAAUGAGGGUGAAUCUUUACAGUGAUUCAGCUUAUGUGGCUAGCGCUGUACAUGUGGAACUUCCUCAGUGGCUCAGAGCAGGAUUUUUGACUGCAACACAGAAGCCCAUAAAACAUGAAACUGAAAUGAAAGAAUUGGCGGAGGCAUUACUGUUGCCUCAGUCUGUGGCUGUGAUUAAAUGCAAGGGACAUGAUCAGAGCAAGACCAGAGUUGCAGCAGGAAACGCAGCCGCGGACGAGGCCGCUAAGAGGGCAGCGGGAUACCUGACAUCUCUUGUGAUGGUGAGUACUGAACUUGAACAGGUCGAACAAAAUCACUUUGAAAAAAUUAUUUCUCAUCAGAAAACCGUGUCACCUGAGGAACGAUCAGUCUGGAGAGCAAGAGGUGCCGUCUGCAAUGAAGGACUCUGGCGGGGACCAAAUGGUAAAGUAAUUCUUCCUCCAAAUAUGAGAUUCCAGGUUUUCCAGGAAGCUCACGGACUCGGACAUGUGGGUAUUGCACAGAUGCUAAAAAAUCUAGAGCACUGGUGGCAUCCAUUUUUGAGAGACAUGGUCAAGGAAUAUGUGAAAACAUGUGAAAUUUGUGGACAACACAACGCAAAACCAACUAUUAGGCCACCAGUGGGACAUUUCCCUUGUACUACACAACCGGGUAAGGAAAUAAUUAUUGAUUUCACAGACAUGAUAACACCCGUCAGAGGAUACAGGUAUGUAUUAAUGUGCGUGGAUGCAUACUCGGGCUGGCCAGAGGCGUGGCCAGCAAAAAAGGAGGACAGCAAAACUGUCAUAAAGUGUCUGAUCAAUCAUUACAUUCCGACCCAUGGAUUUCCAGAGAAGGUGAGAUCAGAUAACGGCACUCAUUUUAGGAACCAAGAUCUGCAGAGAGUGGAGCAGCUGCUUGGAUUGAAGCAUUCUUUCGGUACAGUAUAUCAUCCUGAGUCACAAGGCAAGGUUGAGAGGUUGAACCAAACUAUCAAACAAAAAUUGGCCAAAGUAUGUGCACAUACCAAAUUAAAUUGGGUAGAUGCCUUGCCUAUUGCUUUGAUGUCUGUUCGAAUGUCUAUUAAUCAAACAACAGGGUUUUCUCCAUUCGAGCUCCAGACCGGACGGAUUUUUCCAGGACCUGGAAGUCGCGUGCCUGGAUGGAAAGGUGAACUUGCACAUUUAUCUCAUAAAGAUUUCUUUACUGAGUUACAGAGUCUGGCUGCGGAAUUUGCGAAAUACCAGACGGCACAGGAGCGUCCAGCUUCAGGACCAGUUCCAGGAAUCGACUGGGUGCGCCUGAAGGUCAUCAAACGGAAGUGGUCUGAACCUCGCUUCACCGGACCACACCGAGUAGUGGAGAGGACGUCCCAUGCUGUUCGUCUACAAGGGAAAGGAGACACCUGGUUUCAUUGGAGUCAGUGCACAGCAGCCGAGGAGCCACAGCGUGCGCUCCGAGACGUACAAGACGAGCUUCGACUUCAAUCUUCGGACGAGGAGCAACGCCAGGCGCUUCCAGGAGGGAGUGUAGCAGGAAUUCCUGCCACAACCACUUCAGGUUCCUGAAAUUCAAAGUUCAAAAGGCUCGGACGGGCAUAAUAAUCCUGUUCCGAUGUCCUUACAUUGAGGAAGAAGGAGAUUUUAUACUCUCCUUAAAAACUCACUGUUAUAUUGGCAUAAUAAUCCAAUUUUCAGUGAGCAACGGCUGUGAAGGUGGAAACUUGAGGUUUCCAACCGAGGAGGAUCAGGCUACAAGAAGAUCCACAUUAACUCAUUUUUCUUGCGAGUUUCGUUUUUGCGAACUGUAAAAGAACUUUCGUCUUUGCGCGUAAUUUUUAUCAUUUUUGAAGAAGACUUCAUAUUUUGUUUUUUACAGACUUUUGAAGAACAUUUGAAAAAGAAAAAAAAAAAAAAAAGACUUCAUAUUUUGUUUUUUUACAGACUUUGAAAAAAAAAAAAAACUGGUGUGUAAUUCUUUAUGUCUGCAUGUUUUUGAUUGGUGGCGAGUAUAUUUUUAAAAUUUCCAGAAUAAUUUUUAGCUAUUGUUAUAUACAUAUUUUAGUCUUAUUUUUGCAUUUUUACAUUUGGAGCUGUUAUGUGUACUGUGUUUUUGAGUUGCAUUAUGAUAAUUGAGUUUAUGAUUUUUUCAUAAUUGUAGAAUGAUAAGUGCCUUUCAUGUUUAAUUUUACCGGUGAAACUUUGCGGUUACAAGGUGAGUAUUAAAAUUGUUGAAUAACGCAGGAUUAGAUUUGACAGGUUUGCAGGAUGGGGUUCAUCUUAAGAUACAUGAACUGGGAGUGGAAGUUUUUGCUAGGUGUGUUUCUUGAACUCGAUUUGCUGGGAAUGUGGGUUUGCGGAGGAUCCACGAGUGGACUCAUUUCCUCACAGACACUUAAUCUCCGACCGAGUUUUGUCGAGUGCGGAGUGUCUUGCGGAAAUGCGACUGUUCGUGUGGAGCGUUCUUUGAGACCUCCUGUUGAUAAGUGCCUCACUAAAUAUCGUGGGAUUGAGUUGAACUAUACUCUGGGUACUGUAACUAAUUAUCAAAUUGAUCUGUGUGAGGUAAUUCGUCGCUGCUGGUCGACCCCUCAAUCCUGGCAGAAGACGUCUGUGUAUUUGUGUGGUGAUCUGACCUUCCAGCGACAUUGUAUUACUCAGGAAACUGGGAUUCGACACUUGUGUCCCACUUGGAAAUCGGCCUUCAGAUGGGUGGGAUCAAGUUGGAGUCCACCGUAUGCUCAUAAAUCUGUCACUGAAUAUGACAAGGUUACCAUAAGAAGAGGGACUGUAAGACAUUCUCCAGUGACGGGUAAAAAUCCUUUGGUGUUAACCAUUUCCUCGAUGCACGACGUUUUCUUUAAACAGUAUCCGGCAGAUUCAGCUGUUUAUUUGACUCUAGGUGCUUCAGUGGACGAUAAAGAUCCACUUGGGGUUAUUAAAAUUAAUAUGGUCAGACCUGAGGGGGAGGAAGACAGGGAUAUGGAAAUUCCGGAUCAGCAUGCGGCUAAGAUUGACUACACAGCAGUUUCACCAUUGGACAUCAUUCAAACAGCGACUGGGUAUAGGGAAAAAAACUUAUGGCUGAAUUGGAUGGUUCAAACGGCUAAGGAAACUAAUAUUGGGAACUGCAUUGCAUGUGCUACAGCUCGACCUCAUUUGUUUACUGAGCCUGCCCCAUUACACUUGGGAGAUAGUUGGGGUUUUAAUUGCAUGCUGAGGUUAACAACUGAGGCAGAUCCCGUAAAUUGUGAUGCGCUUGCCAAAAUAUAUCCACCUAUUAAUAACUAUACUCAGACGGGAACUUUUCUUCCGGUUAAGGGUAAAGGGUUGUAUGUGUGUUUUAAUUUUACUCAUCUUAAGCCCGAUUUCAAUCUAGGACAGAUUUCUAGUGAUUGGUGUAAUGUUACUUUGACAGCGGCCGGAAUCGGGAGUUGGGCAAGAGCUGGACUUUAUUAUUUUUGUGGGGGUGAUAGAUUAUAUGUGCGUAUUCCUCCUAAGACUGUUGGAGUAUGUGCCAUGACUCGCCUGGCUGUGCCACUUAUGGUUGUGGGAGAAAGACUUGAUCCUGUAGGACCGGAGCAGGUGCUCACCUUACAGACUCAGAGGCACAAGAGACAGGUGCGUAAUACACGUUCUGAUACUGCAUUUGAUUUGACUACUAAUUCUCCCACUUAUGUAGAUGCCAUCGGCGUGCCGAGAGGGGUCCCGGAUCAAUAUAAAUUGGCGGAUCAAAUUGCAGCAGGUUUUGAAAAUAUACCAGUGUUAUCAGCUCUUUUUCCUAUCACGCCGAAUAAAAAUGUUGAUAGGAUAAAUUAUGUCCAUUAUAAUCUUUUGAGGCUAGCGAAUCUAACCAGGGAUGCUGUUGGGGGUUUGAAGGAGCAGUUAGCUCCUACUUCUUUGAUGACAAUUCAAAAUCGGAUGGCGCUGGACAUGCUGUUGGCCGAAAAGGGUGGAGUCUGUUUUAUGUUCCAAGAGAGCUGCUGUACUUUCAUUCCGAACAAUACGGCCCCUGAUGGAUCUGUCACUCGAGCGUUGGAAGGUUUGAGAAUUUUGAGUAACACUAUGCAUGAACAUUCAGGUAUUGAUGGCGGCUUGGACAGGUGGUUCUCUACUAUGUUUGGUAAAUGGAAAGGGAUUGUUAUGUCAUUGUUGGUUUCGGUGGCUACGUUUGUGGCCAUAA
This is a messenger RNA of Xiphophorus maculatus (southern platyfish), 9018 nucleotides long. RefSeq lists its product as uncharacterized. Gene Ontology annotation, biological process: proteolysis; DNA integration. Gene Ontology annotation, molecular function: aspartic-type endopeptidase activity; nucleic acid binding; RNA-DNA hybrid ribonuclease activity. The transcript has a single exon. The record is from RefSeq and is a predicted model, not a curated record. Lineage: Eukaryota; Metazoa; Chordata; Actinopteri; Cyprinodontiformes; Poeciliidae. The coding region runs from base 2343 to 6404 and encodes 1353 amino acids.